GGGAUGCAUCCAGCGACUGUGCCUUCGGCUUUCCACGGGCCAUGGGCGUGCGCAUGAUCCUCCGGCGGGGGAUCCGCGAGGAUGGGCACGCGGCUGAUGGGCAAGCUGCUUCUUGCGGCGGCGCUGCAUUGGAGGUUGUCGCUUGCCGACGAAGAUGACACCGAGGUGGAGACCUGCUGGCUCGACGACCCCUUGGGCAGCCAGAGUGCUUGGGCCCAGCAGUGCUGCAGGCCUCGCCCUUGCGGGCGCGAGGCAUGCUGGGCGCCGCCCACGUUCACCUACGAGUUUUGCUGUGAGGAGGCCGCCUGCCGGCCCCUCCCCGUUGAGGAGGUGAAGCGCGCGUUGGACGCGGUGGUUGAGUCGCUGCCCAACGCCAACGCCUCGGUGCUGGCCUUCCGCACCGCGCCGGAGGCCUUCCGCGCCAUGCGGCGUUUGGAGUCGGAGGGAGUGCAGCUCGUUGCGGAGCACCAGGCCUGCGCCUGCGCGAUCGCGUACUUCGCCGCGGCGCUGCUGUGGCACGCCGAGGACAGCCCGAAAUUGGCCACAGCUGUUGGGCCGAGGUGGUUCCUCUUCGGGAUCGAGUGGGGCAACCUCCUGGUGGAGGGCUGGGCCGGGAUCUUCGGGUGGUUGGAUCGCUUUUCCGCGGAAGAAGGAGUGGUGCCGGAACCUGCGGAGGCAGAACUGGAGAAGCGGCGCCUGGACUUGAUGGAGGUUAUGCGGCAAGAACAGGCGGAGGCGCAGCGGCUCUUCAGCAUCGAGCCGCAAGACAACAUCUCCGGGCUGCUUCACGCCCUGCGCGGCCGCGGCGCCCUGCGCCGCAUCUGGAAGCAGCUGCGGACAGACCUGGCCUGGCGUCGACGAGGGCAGAGAUGUGUGGUGGCGCAGGGGGAGAAAGACCGUGGCAGGUGGAUUUGCGAGCCGUGGAGCUAUCACCUUUCUGCGAACUUCUCCUCCCUUCUCCACGGCCAUGAAGGUUUCGGCGAUGGGCUUGGGGCCUCCAACGUGGCGGUGUGCGUCCUGGGCGCGCCCCGCACGGUGGUGAAGACCUAUCCCUCCAUCCGGGACAAGGUGGUGAUGGCGUUGAACGGGGAUGCCUUCAUCUACGUGCCAUUCCCCGGCUCUUUGACGCCAGCCCUGGAGGAUGAUCUGAAAGAGCUGGGCCGAGCAGUGACUGCCAUCGUGGUGCCUGACAUCAACCGGUCCGAGUUCGAGGCACGGGUGCUGAGUGAGCUGGCCGACCCUCGGCUGCCGAUGCUCUACGGGCGCGCCAAGGGCCCCUGGCGAGCCCCGCUCUUCCGGCAGAUGGGCAGCAGCAUGUGGGGCUACCACAACCAGCACUGCUGUCGGAGGAUGGUUGAGUCCUUCGAGCAGCAGCGCGGAUGGCAGUACGAAUGGGUGGUUUUCGCCCGAGCGGAGAUGUAUUGGACCCAGGAUCAUCCACCCAUCCAGGUGCUGCACCCUGACUACGUCCAUAUUCCCAUGGGCCAGGACAAUAGCUUCUACAACUUCAACCCGCUGAAAGGCAUCAACGAUCGCCACGCGGUGGUGCCGAAGCGGUACUUCGAUUCCUACUUCAACCGCUAUGAGUCUCUUCUGGACGGACGUGCCUGGCGGUACCUCGCCAAAGUUGCAGAGGAGGGCUGGCUGGUGAACACUGAGCAGUAUCUGCUGUUGCACCUGCGGGCCCACGCCGUGCCAGUCCGGCGCUUCCCGCCGGUGGCGUUCCUGUCUCAUUGCACUGAAGGCCCGCAGUGCCAGCACCUCUACAAGGGCACCAGCCUGGGGAAGCAACGCUGGACACACACGGCCAAGUAUUUCACAGAGCUCAUCGAAGCCCGACGCACGUCGGUGGAUGACUUCCACUACCGCUUCAGACGGCUACAGAGCGGGUGGAUAUGGAUGCCGAUUCGGCCACACGCUGUCUGGAUCUGGGGCAUGGUCCUCAAGGCGGAUCGGGUCGCUCCACUGCCUGAACUGGAGCCCCACGAGCUUCUGAGUGUGGACGUGGUGUGCGGCCUGGCGAAGCACGGGGCAAUCUCAAGCUUGCGAUGGGUGUUCUUCAGGAGAUGUGAAUGCCAUGCAUCGGGGUGACGGCUGAAGAUCGGUUGUCACCUCUUCAGGGUUGCUCCGAGCCGUUCGAAGUCCCGUA
Molecule: messenger RNA, 2149 nt
Organism: Effrenium voratum
Lineage: Eukaryota; Dinophyceae; Suessiales; Symbiodiniaceae
Source: the annotation of a GenBank genome assembly